Messenger RNA from Paramecium sonneborni, 2742 nucleotides. The record is from the annotation of a GenBank genome assembly. Lineage: Eukaryota; Ciliophora; Oligohymenophorea; Peniculida; Parameciidae.
AUGAGUUCUCAUUAACAAAGAUCUUAUCGUUACGAAUCAGAAAAAUCAACUCUUGGAUAUGCUUAGAUAUAUAAUCAAAAGAAGUCUAUUUUAGAUAAUUUGAAUUAAAGAAAAACAUUGUAAUUUGUGCAUAAUAAUUUUGAUACAUUUUAGAUAAUCGAACGUGCUCCCUAUCAUAUGUUCAGUAUGAUUAAACAAUCAGCUUAGAAUAUAAAGUAAAAUUAAGACGGUUUAGUUGGUUAUGGUGGUUUUGGAUAAGUCUUUUUUGCUGAACACAUAAUUGGAAUGGCUUGUGUUGUAAAAAUUUAAAAAAUAGAUGAUUUAGGAGAGUUUUUACAACAAUUAAAUGAAUAUAAAAUUUAACAGAACUUAAACAAAUUAUUUCCUUAAAAUUUUGUUGAAUUGAUCGACAAAGUCACUAUUUUAUAAGAAAAUAUUAGUAGUUUUUGUUCGUAUGCUGGUUUAGAAAUUGCAUUAACAACUUUAGAAGAAUAUUCGCUUUCAGUUAAAAUAGAUUAUGAAGAAUUUCGCAGUAUUUAUCAUUAAAUUUUGAAAUCUAUAUUAAUCAUGCAUUCUUUAAAGAUAGCACAUAGAGAUAUUAAACCUUCAAAUAUUCUUUAUAUGCAUAACAAAGGGUGGGUCAUAGGAGAUUUUGGUUGUGCACUUAAAUAUGCCAAUUAAAAAGGAGUUUUUAAAAUCGAAGGAACUACAUAAUUUUUACCUAAAAUGCUUAGAGGAUUAUUAAAAGGUUACAAAUCAAGCCAAUCAUAUAUGAAUCUUUUCGAAAAUGACAUUUAUGCUUUCCUUUUAACUAUGUUAAAAAUAUACUUAUAAGAUCAUUCUAUAUAUUAAUUAUAAAACAUUUUGGAUGAUUAAAGUUCUAUUUAAAAACUUCCUAUCGAAUUUCAGAUUCUUUCAAAGAAUAUAUCUCAAAUUAAUUUUUUUUUAGAAUAAGGUAUUCAUAAAAUAACUUUAUAAAAGAAAUUUUAUGAAGAAAAAUAUAACUCUAUUAGAAAUACAUUAUUAUAAAUUAAAAAGAAAAGUGAAAAUAUUAUUCCUUUUCUCUUUAAUUUAUUUUAUUUUCAUAGAAGAACUGCAUCAGCAGAAUAUUAAGAAUUCAUAAAAAUAGAAGCAAAAAAUAAUAAAAACUUGAAGAUUUAUAUUGAAAUAUUGUAGCCUUAUUUUCGUAAAAUAGAAAGUACUGGAUUACCUCAACUUACAUCAUCAAUAACCUUUGAAUAAUAUCAAAUAAUUUCUUAAUAUUGGGUUAGGUUAGGUAAUAUAAAUAAAUCAUUAUAAUUAUGUCGAUAAUAUUUAUAAUUUUCUGUUGAAAACUAAUUUAAGCUAAAAAUCUAUGAAAUAUCAAUACUUUUGUUUUAAGAAGAUUAUCAUGAAGUUGAUUAGUUAAUUUCUAAAUUAGAAGAUGAUGAAUAAAACAUGGAUGAUAUUACAUUCAUCUAACUUUAAAUUAUAAAAGCUAUUAGGGGUAAAUAAUGGUUGGAAGUAGCAGAUUAAUUUGAAAUUUGGGUUAAUGACAACUUAAUUUAUGCAGAUUACAAAGAGAACUGGUUUUUUCUUAUUCAUGGUAAUUUCUCAUGGAUUUACUUAAGCUCAAUAGUUAAACAUUAUUAUACACCAAAAAAUUAAAAAACAAAAGAAAUGGUUAAUGAUGAAAACUUAAAAUUUUCUUUAUCCUCAUCAAAUCUACCAAGAUGGGUUGAACUUUGUAGUUGGAAAGGAUUAGAUUAUUUUAAUAGUCUUUAAGAUAUGAUUAAAUAAUUAGAAUUUAGAGGAGCUGACAGUUAUGGUAUUAAAUAUUUUAUUUAGUAAUUGAUCAAACGAAUUGAUUUGAGUGAUGAUAAGCAGAAAAUAAUAAACUUAUUUGAAGUAGCAAUAAUUUAUUAUUAACAUAAUUUUCCAAAUUCACAUUAUUUAUGGGAACUUUAUUUUCAUUAUUCUUAAUACUGUUUUUCUAUUAAAGAAUUUUAAAAAUCUCUUGAACUUUCUUUUAUUGCUCUUAAGCUUGUUGAUCUUGAUGAUAAAUAUUUUUAUAUUUAGAUAGAAUUGACAAUAAUCGGAAUUUUAACAAAAUAAAAUAAAUUCGAAGAAUCUCAAGAACGAAUAACUAAAUUCUGGCCAAUUAUAUCUGAAAUCAAUUCAAAAAAAUCGAGAUCUAUUUUACUUUAAAAACUUCACUCAAUUUUUACAAUUUUUUUUUAAAAUAAGUAAAUUCAAUGUUUAGAACUAAUUUACAAUGAUUUAUUUAAAUUUUAAGAAUUGGAAUAGGAUAAUUCAAUAAUCCUUUAGUGCUUAAGAUAUAUUGCUGAUUUGGCAUUCUUUACUCAAAAUACAAAAUAAAUGAUUAAGAUAUUUUAAUCUUGGAUACCGUAUUGUUAAGAGACUUAAGAUUUUGAUCAAUAUCUCUUUCAAUUAUUUCACAAAUAUGUUUAUGUUUAAAAGAUGUUAAAGAAGACUGAUUCUUAAAAUUAGUAGUAUCUUUACGAAUUAGGAAAAUAUAUUUAAAAUUUAAUUGUUUAUGAUGAAAUAAUAGGAUUAAAAGAACCAGAAUAAUUUAAUAUUUAAAGUUUUUAAUGGUAAUUUCUAGAAGGAGCUGAAUGUUUUCAAUAAUAAGAAUAGUUCAAAUAAAUGGCCAUGUAAUAGUAAAAUUAUAUCAAUUUGAACCAAUAUCAAGAUGUAAAUUAAGUUUAGAAUUUACAAAAUAUUGAAAUAAAUUAUAAAUGA